This is a messenger RNA of Staurois parvus, 393 nucleotides long. Lineage: Eukaryota; Metazoa; Chordata; Amphibia; Anura; Ranidae. The record is from the annotation of a GenBank genome assembly.
UGGUCACUGACUGGCGGCACUGAUGGGUGGCACUGCUAGGGGGCACUGAUGGGUGGCACUGAUGGGCACUGAUGGGCAUUGGGCAUAUCCAGGUGUGGACUGACAACUCAUGGGGCCUCCGGGCAAUAGGGGAUCAUGGGGCUCCUGUGUCCUUGCCCAAGCUCAAAAAAGCCUAUGAAAAAGGCACCAGGGGCAUCUCAUGGGGCCCCCUACUGACCCCGGGCCCUCGGGCAAUGCUCGAGUUUCCAAAUGGUCAGUCCGCCCCUGGGCAUAUCACUACUGUCACUGAUGGGAAGCUGACUUUUAAAUAUCAGACAUCAGAUAUUAUGUGAUAUCAGACCAAUGCCCAAUAUGUUAUACAAGUAUUUACUGCAGCAUUUCUCAACCAUUUCA